Molecule: messenger RNA, 345 nt
Organism: Chionomys nivalis (European snow vole)
Lineage: Eukaryota; Metazoa; Chordata; Mammalia; Rodentia; Cricetidae
Product: androgen-binding protein homolog
Exons: 3
Coding region: 1-345 (114 amino acids)
Source: RefSeq, a predicted model, not a curated record
AUGAAGGGGACGCUGCUUCUGCUGGCCUUGCUGGUGACCGGGGAGCUGGGCUUCCAGACAACGGAAGCAUGCAUUCCUUUCUUUGAAGUCUAUGCUGCAGUCUCCAUUGGUAACACGAAAUUAUUGAAUGCCGUCCUUAACAAGUUCGACCCUACUGACGGGGAAAGGGAGGCUUUAGAAAAAAUCAUGGAUUGCUUCAAUGAUGUAGGAGUGGAAGGCAAAAUCCUGAAAGCCAAAGUUUUGGAAGCCCUUGUCUUCAGCCCAGAAUGUAAAGAAUACUAUACCGAAGACGCCAUAGACAAAUUUAAGGCACUCCUUUCCAAAUUUAACUUAGUUGGAAAAUGA